This is a messenger RNA of Harmonia axyridis, 2161 nucleotides long. Its product is annotated as pancreatic lipase-related protein 2-like. The record is from RefSeq and is a predicted model, not a curated record. Bases 16 to 1716 code for a protein of 566 amino acids. The transcript has 11 exons. NCBI's taxonomy places the organism in Eukaryota, Metazoa, Arthropoda, Insecta, Coleoptera, Coccinellidae. Gene Ontology annotation, molecular function: lipase activity.
AAUGUCAGUACUCAAAUGCUCUAUGUAGAGAUGUUUUUCAUAUUCAGUUUUUCCUAUAUUCACUUAAGAUACAUAAUUUUUUUAACAAAUAUGGGAAUCAUAUCAAGCAUUGACACUGAAGACAGAACAAUAAAUAAGAAUGUAGAUAUGGUUCUAUUCAGUCAGUGUUUCGAAGAUAUAGGAUGCAUAGAAGUCACAAAAGAAUGGUAUCAUGAGAAACAUAGACCUGUCAAUUACAAACCUUUAGAGCGUCAUGUUAUAAAAACGGAGUUCCUUGUAUUGGGCAUUGAUGACAGUGAUACUUUGGUCUUCGAGAAAGCAUCUGCAAACGCAAAAUCACUCAACAACGCUGGUUUUCAGAGAGGCUCUGAUGUUCUCAUAGCCAUACAUGAUUUCACCAGCAACGGAUAUACUGGAUGGAUCAAGCACCUUGCAUCAGCUGUUCUGGAAAAGUAUUCUGUUAAUGUGAUUUCUGUAGACUGGGAGGCAGGGGCUGAACCUCCUUUCGACCAGGCUAUAGCGAAUGCGAGGGUAGUUGCUCUGGAAAUAAUUGUUUUCAUAAACAUACUGCUGACAUUAGGAUCAUGCAAGGAUGACAUACACUUGAUAGGACAUGGAGUUGGAGCUCAUAUUGCAGGGUAUGUCGGACAAGAAAUAAACGGGUUGAAGAAAAUUUCAGGAUUGGACCCAACAGGUCCCAGAUUUGAAUUCAUGCCAGAGAUUGUUCGUUUGCAUGCAGGUUGUGCAAAAUACGUCGAAGUAUUACACACAGACUAUUCCAUAAGUGUGAGUCAAGGUGCAGGACAAUUCAUGGGUGAUGCAGAUUUCUUCAUAAACAACGCAGAUGUACAACCAGGAUGUAAAGAAGUUAAGCACCAUUCGAUAUUGAAACUCGGAAGACAAGAACUUCUGCCUGGACAAAUUUUACCCGGCUGCAGCCAUAAAAGAGCUUUCAAGUAUUUCAUAGAGUCCAUAGAAAACAGAGACUGUGUGUUUGUGGGUGUGCGUUGUGCAAAUUAUGAAAACUUUCUGGAUGGGAAAUGUAUCUCAUGCAUGUCUGACGAGGAUGAGGAUCUAUGCAUAACCUUCGGGCUACUUGCAAAACAUAACAUAACAUCGAAUUCUUCUUUUUAUUUGAACACAGCCGCUGAUAGUCCUUAUUGCUUGUAUACUUACGCUAUAUCAGUGGAACUGGAUUCAGACAAGAGUAGUUACACCGGAUAUUUCGAGAUGUUUUUGACUGAUGAAGAUAAUCACGUGGCUAACUUGUCGUUCCCUGACCCGAAAAAUAAAUAUCGUACUUACAAACCAAAGUCUGAUAAUACUUACUUGUACUACGCAUCACAUCCAAAGUUAUCAAGACUGAAGGAAGCUAAAGUCAAAUGGAACAAGAAGCAUACAUUGAUUGGAAAAUUCAAGAUGGGAAAAGAUGGAAUACCUGUUAAAAAAAUAAAAUUCGAACCAAUAACAAGGGGAUCAAUUGCAACAACACUCUUCAAACCAGAUUUUUGUGGAGAAUCAAAUAUGAUACCGAACGGGGUUUACAGAACUUUCAAAGCCUACGAAAUAGUUCCAAAACUAAAGCCAAAACGAUAUGGGGAAACAACUCCUCUUCCAAAGACUACAACAACGACGGCUAAAGUGCAUAAAACUAUGAAAAUCAAACAGAAAUCAACAACAACAGAGCAACCCACAAUGAAGAAGAAGAGAAAUUAACAGCAGGCAUUACGCAUUAUUUAUUUUACACUAAUAAAAUCAGGUAAUAUUAAUAUACAAUAAUUUCGACUGUAACAAUAAAUCUAUAAACAUUUAAUGACUGUUUACUUCCAUGAUGUGCGAUUCUUUAUUUAUAUUACCUAUUCACACAGCGAGGUACAAAAUGGAAGUACCUACAUAAUUCUUUUAGGUACAUCGUUUCAAAAUGACCCUUAUUCAAGAUGUUUUCGUUGAAUUUGGUUUUGAUUGUUUCUACAUUUUAUUUUUAAUAUCUGUAAGUUCUCGACUCGAAUACAUAUAGGUGAAUUUACAUACAAUAUUUUCAACUCUUCAAGUUAAAUAUAGGUUUAAUGUCGAAUAUUAUAACUUCAGAUAUUGAUUGUGAAAAUAUGAAUCACAUGAUUGAUUUGGAAAUCGAGGCAGUAAAGCUUUCAAAUAUUGUUAA